UCAUCGAGCUUUCAAAUUCAAAAUCACACACAUAAAUUCAAUCUCUCUAUUACUAUUCCAAUUCUGAUAUCAUGGAGUCCGGGAAGACAACAAAGGGUGCGGGAGGAAGGAAAGGCGCCGGAGAGAGGAAGAAAUCGGUGACAAAGUCUGUUAAGGCCGGGCUUCAGUUUCCCGUCGGUAGAAUCUCAAGGUUUUUGAAAAGAGGCCGAUACGCUAAACGAACUGGAUCUGGUGCGCCGAUCUAUCUUGCUGCUGUUCUUGAGUACCUCGCUGCUGAGGUUUUGGAGUUGGCUGGAAAUGCAGCAAGAGAUAACAAGAAGACGAGAAUUAACCCUAGACAUGUGCUAUUGGCUGUGAGGAACGAUGAAGAAUUGGGAAAAUUGCUUGCUGGUGUGACGAUUGCUAGUGGAGGUGUUCUACCAAACAUCAAUCCAGUUUUGUUGCCCAAGAAAUCUGCAGCUGUCGAUGCUGAGAAGACGCCUAAAUCUCCCAAAAAAGCCGCAAAAUCCCCCAAAAAGGCAUAGAAUUUUGCAUCCGGACUGGUGAUUCUUGGACAAGUUGUAUGAAAUUAGCGUAGGUCAAAUGUUAACAAAACUCCCCGUUUUGUAAUAUCAUUAUGAAAUGAAAUUUUUUGCAUCUUAA
Molecule: messenger RNA, 642 nt
Organism: Lactuca sativa (garden lettuce)
Lineage: Eukaryota; Viridiplantae; Streptophyta; Magnoliopsida; Asterales; Asteraceae
Product: histone H2A.1
Cellular component (GO): nucleosome
Molecular function (GO): protein heterodimerization activity; structural constituent of chromatin; DNA binding
Source: RefSeq, a predicted model, not a curated record